Arachis ipaensis is the source of this 1005-nucleotide messenger RNA. The record is from RefSeq and is a predicted model, not a curated record. Lineage: Eukaryota; Viridiplantae; Streptophyta; Magnoliopsida; Fabales; Fabaceae.
AUGGGGGACGAUCCGGGGAGGCUUUAUCGGUUGGAUGGAGUUGCUCAUAUCGCCAGGGUGAUCAACGACGAGCCUCGGCGUUGCAUAUCCAGCGUUAGGCGGCAGCAGGGGAUGCGUCUUGAUGAGAGAUGGUUCCGACUAGACGAGCCCAUUGUCAGUGCAUUCGUCGAGAGGUGGCGGCUUGAGACGCACACCUUCCACAUGUCGUUCGGAGAGUGCACCAUCACGCUUCAGGACGUCGCAUACCAGCUGGGGUUGCUGGUGGAUGGACAUUACGUCAGUGGUUGCCUGACAGACUUCCACCUAUACAUUGAGGGUGGGAGGCCAGCUUGGCAGUGGUUCCAUGAGUUGCUCGGUGUUUUACCUCCUGAGAACCAAAUUCAGAAAUUCGCAGUCAACUGCACCUGGUUCCAGGAGACAUUUGGAGAGUGUCCCGACGGGGCUGAUGAGGAGACACUGUUUGCCGACAAGUCCGGCAAUCGUAUACACAUCAGAUGGCUGCCCUUUGUUGCUAGGCUUGACGAGAUGGGUGGCUAUAGUUGGGGGUCGGCGGCACUAGCAUGGUUGUACCGGUGCCUGUGCCGAGUCGCCAACAGACAUGUCGUGAAGUUGGCAGGGCCUUUACAGUUACUGCAGUCUUGGAUCUUUUGGAGGUUUCCUUCUUUUAGGCCUCCUGGGUAUGAUGCGUUUAGCUGGCCCCUUGCCUCAAGGUGGUCUGGUUACAAUCCUAGGAUUAGCAACAAGGGACCACGGGUGCAGAUGGCUCGCCUGAAGAUCGACUUGUUACAGCCUCGAGAUUUCAUAUGGAUGCCCUAUAGCGCACUCGACGUCAUCUAUGUUGUCCAUCUGGAGGUCUUGGAGCCUCGGCAUACGAUGUUAUGGCGGUGUGUGACGUCCCUGAUAUAUUUUGCGGUGGUUGAGUGGCAUCAGGUUGAUAGAGUGUUACCGCAGUUUGGCGGCGUUCAGCCCCCACUGCAUCCCGCCCUGAACAUCGAUUUUUCUUGA